AUGGCUUCUGGCGGGUUGUCUUCUCCCAGAGCAUCAUACAUUCUUGCGGAAUUAGAAGAUGUUGAUAAUGUUUUUGCACCCAUAAGAACUGCUAGCCGAGUGAAGUUCACGUGUUUUGAUGUAUCACGUCAUUAUGUUGUGUUUGGUACUACUGCUGGUGGUGUUGUGAUUCUGCAACAUGACAGUUUAAACUAUUUAAAAACAUUAGCAGCUAAAGAAGGACCAGUGUGCCAAAUCGCAUUAGCUCCAGAUGAAAAUAUCAUUGGCUUUGCAACUAUUCGAGGAGUUGCUCUUGUCAUGGAACAUAAUUCUGAAAGAGGUGCAGCUCAGCCUCAGAGAUUACAGCUUUCAUUUGAGCAUAGAGGUUCACUAGUAACUUGUUUGCAAUGGAAUGUAUCAUCUUCAAAAUUAUUUGUUGGUGAUGACAAAGGAAAAGUUUCUGUCAUCAAUGUUUCCACAUCAAGGACACGGAACAUAUUUCAAGUUCCAACCACAACUUUAAUGAAAUUAGAUUCAAAAGUUGUUCAAUUGGAUUUUGCUCAGGAUCAUCUACUUGUAUCAACUUUAACUAGAUGUUACCUAUGUGAUACUAAUAAAGAGCAGUAUUUAACAAUUGGAAAGAAGUUGAGAGAUGGAGAAUAUGGAGCAUGUUUCUAUCCCGGUUCAAGAUCAGUUGAUCCUUGUACCAUUUAUUCUGCUCGUCCUGGAUCCAGAUUGUGGGAGGUUGAUAUUAAAGGAAGUGUGUGUUGUACUCAUCAAUUCAAAACAGCUUUAGCCAUAAAGCCGGAGAAAUUAUACACAUUUAGACAUGAAGUCAGUAUGGAUGAAACUGCAGUAGAAGAGGCAAAGCCACAAGCAACAAAUUUUCAAAAGUUGCUUUUAAUAUGGCCCAGCACCGAAGAUUCUCCUUUCAUAUUUGCAUGGAGCCAACAAGGAGCAUUUGUCUUUGAUCCCAAGCGAGCUGAAGUUAUUUUAUGGAGUGAUGAUAUCAAAGGUAUCAAAGAAGCAAAGUGCCAUCGAGGAGAUAUUUUCAUUUUCUAUUUGAACAACAAAUUUGAAAAAUAUACUUUGAUGACUGUCGAACAGGGUGUUUGUCGAUUGUAUCAGCAAGGUUUAGCCAUUCAUGGAGCACAAUUAUUAUUACUAAAAAAAUCAUCUCUUUGUUUAUCUAGAUUAAAUCUUCAUGUUCCUGCUUCAUUUAUGCUUGAUAUGCUACAAAAAGCCUCUGAAAUGGGGAAAUCAUACUUAUUUUCUGGUCUUUCAUCUGUUUUGAAUAGUUUAGGUCUUAGCCCAGAUAAAUUGUCUCAAUCCAGUCGCUCAAGUUCAGCAAUGUCUGAACCAGUACGACUCAAUUCUGGUAUAUACGUUGUUAAUAAAUUAAUCCGAGAAGCUGAUGAUGAUGCACCAUCUUCUGUAUGCCUUAGUCGUUGGCGUUCUGCUUCUCCAGUGUUCAGGAAUAGCAGUCGUUCUCCACAUUCAAGCCCUUCAAGAUCUAGUGAUCGAGCAUCCUUCAGUCCUAAAAGUCAAAGAUCAGCUGCAACUUUAAAAGAUUCUAACGCUAAAACACGAACUUCAAGCAUCAUUCAAACUCCUGAUAGCACUGAUUCCGGAACAUCAGGCCGAGUGUCAGAAAUGAGUGAUGAAACUCAGAGUAGUCCUUCAAGCAAAGAUAUGCACAAUAAAUCAAGUUGGCAGUCUUGGACUCACCCUCAAGACAGUAGAAAUGAAAAUGAACUUAAUUCUCAAGAAAUCAAAUUGAAUGGCGAAAACAUGCUCAUUUCUACUCAGAGUAAUAGCAUAACCAAUUAUGAAUCUAGCACGGAUAUUCUGAAAAAUCAGAUGAAUGGUUGUACUGAAGCAAGCACUUCCUGCACUAAUGGGGAUGAAUUUAAUAAUAAUGGUUUUAAUGUGAAUCCAAGUAUUAGUUUAAACUUACAAGAUUUGUCAAAACAAAGUAAUUCCAAUGAGAAGAGAGUUUCUUUCCAGAAUAAAGUUUCAACAACAGAUGAUAAUUUAGCUUCAUCCAAAAAUGGUAGAGAAUCCCUGGCUGAUAUGAAUAACCAUGCUGGUGUUACUUAUUCCCCCCAGUAUGAAUAUCAUGAAAAUUUGUUAGACGAAUAUAGAUAUUCAAGUUAUUCUUUAUAUGGUUCAAUGAUGAUGAUGCCAAAUUUGGACAUGUCAGUGCUAUUUGGAUCUGAAGCUGAUUUUCAAAAUAUAAAAGAAAGUCUUGCCAACAAGAUAUCAUCUGGGAAAAACAUUAUAAUGAAAAAUUUGCGUGGAUUGGAACAGCGUAUAAUGCAAGAUUCAAAGCCUGAAUUAUUAGAUGUGAAAACGAAACAAAAUGAAACAGGUCAUAGUGCUUCUCCUGUUUCACAAUCAGAUGCAGACUAUGAAAAAACUUCAUCUGAAUUUCAUUCCAUUGACAGACAAUUUUGGUCUUUUUUACCUUCCAUUGAUAUAAGUAACCUUCUUGAAGCAACUAAAAAUGCCUGGUCUUUAUCCAGAGAUAUUUCUAUUAUAAGUGAUAGUAAAAGCAUUUCCAUUAUAUUAGAAAAUUGGGUGAAUUCUUUGCAUUCUGCUCAAAUUGCUGUGAUACAGGCUGUACAAAGUGUUCUUCAAAGCUAUCACAAUCCUAGUAGCCACUCCUAUAAAGAUGAUGACACACUCAGGAGUACAUGUAGUCAAAUUACUAGUCAGGACUCUUCGCCAAGUGAAAAUUGUGAAAUGAGUGAUCGUUUAGAUCAAGAAGAUCCAUCAGUUUCUGAAUCAAAAUCAUAUGAUGAUGAUAAACAUGCUGAAUCGAGUUCUUUGAAUGCCGAAACUUCAGAUUCUAGUACUUUAAGGACAGAAAGUAUUCUAGGAAAAUUAGUCAAUCUAGAUGAAUUUGUUUUUGUUUAUGAUCCUUUUUGUUUGUCAUACGAUGAUCACGUUAUGAUGUCUGAAUUAGCUAUGAUGUGCUUUCAGCUAGAGAUUUGGGGCAAAAUCAAUAAAGUUAAAGAAAUGCUUCUAUUUGUAUUAAAAUCAAAAGACAAAUUUGAUGAUUUACCCAAGUGCAAUGGUAAAAAAGAUCAAGAAAAUUCCGGGUGUGUAAUGAAUGGAUCAUCUGAAGUUAUUAAACAGCCACCUACUUUAAAACAAUCAGAAAGUGCACAUUCUCUUCAUAAAACAGAAGGAGUUGUGCACUCGAACAGCUUAUCUGUUCAACAGAAGAUUUUAGGUUCUCAGUCUAGUGAUCCAGGACAUCUAAAUGCAAUACCAAAUGGAGAAAUUACGGUUAUUAGUGAGGAUUCCUCAUUUGAGUACAAUAGCUCUCCAAAAUUUGACGAUUCCAAGUCUGCUUCAUUUCUUCAAAAUUAUUUUCAUCUCUUUGAUGUCCAGCGUCUUAGAGAACUGUUGAAUAUAUUAAAUAAACCUUGUAUUAAGACUUGGAAUGUGAUGCUGUCUGGAGUAUCAUUGUUUACAGGGGCCGACGAGUUCACCAAAAAACUGGCAUCUGAGCAAAUUGAAACAGCUGCAAACUGCCUUGAAAGAAGUUGUAUUGGACCCAUAUUAAUUUCUCAUCUUUUAACAGUUUUUAAAGUCAAUUCAGCCAGAGGAAUUGAUUUGUGUCUGCAACGAAGUUACCAUAUUACUCCUUUAGAUGUUUUAUAUUUAUCUAAGUCUUGUUAUGCUCAUCCUAAGCCAUUCCUUGAAUAUAUUUCCAAAGUUUUAGAUUGUCUUCCAGAAAAACAAAGGCCAAAAGUACUUGACAAAUUGUUGCAUCACACUGAAGUUAGACUAGAAUGGAUUUAUGGAGUUUUCGAUGUUGAAGAUAAAGCACCAGAAAACUUAAAGUGCACAUGUGGAUGGCCGAGGCCUGGAUCCCAUUUGUAUCCUUGGGAACAUAUGCAAUUAAUGCUGCACAUAUUAUCAGCUACAAGCGAUUUGGAUAAUAAAUUCUUUGAAUUUUGCUUCAUUAAAGGAUUCUGGCCUGGCUAUAUACUUUUAGCCAAAAAGUUAAAGUUGACUGCCAUUCAUCGAAAACUUAUCAUUCAGUUAUGUGAUAUAAAUCUUUUAAAUAUCAAUAGUUCAACAGGGUAUUUGCCAUUAGAUGAAGAAGAAUGGAAGGAAUUUUUUCGCUUAUAUUCACAAUCUUCAGUGACAAACGAUUCCAUAAAGUGCUUAUCCUGUGGAAAAUUGCUUUCCUGUUCAAUAGAGUUUUCUGCUAAGAAAGCUGAUAGUAUAAGCUGGAUCUCUUCUAUGCAGUGGGAAGCAAUAUCUCGGAUCGCCUUAACGCAUCUUGAUUCCAUCAAAGUAUUAGAAAUUUUACAGGGACUAGAAUUGCCUACUGGAGCUUUUUCAUCUGCUUUUUACAAAGCCCUUAUGAUGUCUUUUCUUAUAAACAAGCAGCAGAGUGCCUUAACCCACAGAAUUUUAACUACUAUGAGCAGCUACUUAUGGUCUCGUAAAUUGCAAUCUAUGUCCCCUGAGGCCCGUUUAGUGUUCCAGAUGGAAAAAGAAAAACCUAGUCUAUCUUCAAACUUGAAUCAAAAGGCUGAAGAUGCAGUUCCUGCUAAGUCAACGCAGUGCUAUUUAGAAGAGCCCGAGAGUCAUUGGGGUGUAAGAACGUGCUUAAGUACCACUUGCAAAAUUUGUAAAAUGCCUCUCUCUUCUCAUUUAUCUUCUUCAAAGAGUGGCUUGGUAGUUUAUAGAUGUGGUCAUUCCUAUCAUGCAGCCUGCUCAACUGAAGGAUUUUGUGCGAUUUGCCUUAACUCUCAUAUUGAUGAUGGAUAAAGAUUCUUAGUGUAAAGGGAAUGAACAAUUAAGAAUUACUUAAUUUUUUUUUCAAAAGUACAAAAAAAUUAGUCAUAUGUCAAAUCUUUUAUUUUUCUAUAAUUGCUGUUUUACUAUUAUGUUUUUCUGUAUGUUUAGCACAAAGCAGUUUUAUUUUUGCACAUUAGAUGUGUUUGCUUCAGUUUGUUUUUAAAUUUUUAAAAUAGAAGUUAUGCAUUUUUCUAUCCUCUGUCACAGGAAUGAAAAUUAUCUCCUGAAAAAAAAUGUUUUUCUAUCCACAAUUUUCGCUUAACAUUUUAAAAAAUAAGUCUAUUUUAAGAGCAAAACAAUUCUGAAAUGUUUUAAAUGGAAACCAUUGCUCAUAUGAAAUUCAUAGCUAAAUUUCAGCCAUGUUGGUGAUUGAAGAGAGUUUGAAAUUGAUUAUUUUAACUAGAAAAAUUUCCCGUUUUGGAAUUGUUUUGAUUAUUACAUAACUUGAUUGCUGAUGGUACAGCCUAUUUAUUUGAUUUUCAGGGAACAUUUUUGCGUAAUUUUAUGGAAUGAAGUAUAAAUUAAAAGAGAAAAAAUGGUUUAAAUUGUCUUUCAGUUAUACUUCAUACUUUUAUUGAUGUUUUGCCAUAUUUUUUGUUUUAAUUUGUAGAGUAAUAUAUACAUUCACAUAUACAUAUUGUUUUCAUGUUUGUUAAACUUUUAUUUAAUGUUAUGAGACUUAUAGCAAAGGUCUUUAGUUAUAUAUAAAUGUAUUUUUUAUGUAUUUUAUUGUUACUUUAUAAUGAAAGAUUUAUUUUAUUUUUGAUGCAAAAAGCAGUGCUUAAUUUGCAUAGGAACACCCAGGAGCUCAGCUUCUGUAUCUUUCAGUUUUAUGUGAAUUUUUACAUGUUAGACAAAUUCAGGCUACUUACGUACGAAAAUAAGUUCUGAAGAUUUAGGGCUAUCACAUUUCUUAGGUAUUCUUUUACAUUUCCCUUCUUGCUAAUACUGUUCUUUUAUAUUAUAACAAAAUAUAACAAAACAGUUCGCUAAUGCCUCUACUAAUUUAAACUAAUGGAAAUAAAUUUUAUGUAAAUAAAAGUACUAAUUCUAAAAAUUAAUAUAAAUUUUAACAUGUUUUUCAUUUUGCUUAUUCCAUGUAACUAAAAAAAUACCAUUUAUGGGACCUUUGUUUAUUUCUUGAGAUAGAAAAUUUUCAAAGGUUUAAAUAUAUGGAAUGUAAUUUUGAUUGAAAUUGACCUAUAUAUU
Uloborus diversus is the source of this 6012-nucleotide messenger RNA. RefSeq names its product BLOC-2 complex member HPS5-like (gene pink). The record is from RefSeq and is a predicted model, not a curated record. The coding region runs from base 1 to 4773 and encodes 1590 amino acids. Gene Ontology annotation, cellular component: cytoplasm. Gene Ontology annotation, biological process: developmental pigmentation. Gene Ontology annotation, molecular function: protein binding. The transcript has 24 exons. Lineage: Eukaryota; Metazoa; Arthropoda; Arachnida; Araneae; Uloboridae.